CAGAUGUACUUCAGUUGGCAGCAUUUCAAAUUGCUUAGUUAACUGUGCAGCAUUAUCGUUUAUUGAUACUGUGCUGACUGAUUGAUCAUUUUGAAGUGUGAAGUUAUGUUAUGAGGAGGAGUUUAGCGCCAAGUCAAUUACACUCAAUAAAAGUUUCCCCUGCUAUCCAAGAGCCUCCACUUAAAUCCUCUAGGACCGUUUUGAAUGAAAAGAAUGUGCCAGAUCACUCUCCAGCGACCUUCGUUUCCCCCUAUAGAAAGUCACUCACUCCAUGUGACACAAAUUCUCAUGAAGACCUUAUCCGGGAUAUACUGUCGAAACCUUUUCGUGUCCCCAUGGUUAAUUAUACUGGCGGUUCAGCAGACUCAAGAGCCCUGGGUGUACGCCGAAGUACAUCCAGAGUAGCCCUGCAUGACCCAUUUGAAGAAGGGGCCUUGGUUUUGUAUUCACCACCUGAAGUAACAGCUCAUGAUGCCCUAAAACAAGAAUCAACCAAGCAGCUAGUGCACGUUGUCGUCGAUCCGAUGUUGUCUAAAAUACUCCGUCCGCAUCAGCGUGAAGGUGUCAAGUUCAUGUACGAUUGUGUCACUGGCGUACAAAUACCAGAAAACCACGGAUGUAUAAUGGCAGAUGAGAUGGGUCUUGGCAAGACUUUGCAAUGUAUUACACUUAUUUGGACUUUAUUGCGUCAAGGUCCUGAAGGUAAACCAACGAUUGAUAAAGCAGUGGUGGUUACACCUAGCAGUUUGUUAAGAAAUUGGUACAAUGAAUUUCAGAAAUGGUUACACGGAAAGGUAAAUCCGUUGGCUAUUGAUUCUGGGAGUAAAGAUGAAAUCGACAGCAAAUUAGCUUGUUUUCUCUCUCAAACUGGUCGUAGAAUUCCAUCACCAGUUUUGAUUAUCUCUUAUGAAACAUUUCGAUUGCACGCAUCUGUUCUGCACAAGGGUUCUGUUGGUCUUGUCCUUUGUGAUGAGGGUCACCGUUUGAAGAAUUCCGAAAACCAGACAUACCAAGCACUGGUACAGUUAAAUUGUCCACGUCGUGUGCUACUAUCAGGGACUCCUAUUCAGAAUGAUCUGCUUGAAUAUUUUAGCCUGGUACACUUUGUCAAUAUGGGUUUAUUGGGUACGGCUAAUGAGUUCAGGCGUCGUUAUGAAAUACCAAUUUUACGUGGACGUGAUGCAGAUGCUACUGAUGAAGAUCAAAAGAAGGGGGAAGAAAUACUACAAGAACUUUUAGGUAUUGUGACACGAUGUAUUAUUCGUCGAACUCAAGCUCUUUUGACGAAGUAUUUGCCUGUGAAAAUUGAACAAGUAGUGUGCUGUAAUUUAGUGUCAGGCCAACGUGAAGUUUAUUCAGAUUUUGUGAAGAGGAUGGCACGUGAAGUUGCCUUAAAAAUGAAUGCAGAUGAGUCAAAACUAUCGGUGUCAAGUCUAGCAUCGAUAACACAUUUGAAGAAACUUUGUAACCAUCCUGAUCUAGUGUACGAAAAAAUGGCAACCAAUACCGAUGGUUUUCACAAUGCUCUUAGCUAUUUUCCUCCAAGUUAUCGGGGAUCACUUGAAUCAAACGAUGCUGUGAAACCGGAAUUAUCGGGGAAAUUUCAAGUACUCGAUUGUCUGCUAGCUGUGAUUAAAGCGACUACAUCAGAUAAAGUUGUACUUAUUUCAAAUUACACUCAGACACUUGAUCUUUUUGAACGUUUAUGCUGUCAAAGAGGAUAUAAUUAUGUGCGACUGGAUGGCACAAUGACAAUAAAAAAGCGAGCAAAAGUUGUUGAACGUUUCAAUGAUCCAACCUCACAAGAUUUUGUUUUCAUGCUAAGCAGUAAAGCUGGAGGUUGUGGACUUAAUUUGAUUGGUGCAAAUCGGCUUGUAAUGUUUGAUCCUGAUUGGAAUCCAGCCAAUGACGAUCAAGCGAUGGCACGUGUCUGGCGUGAUGGUCAAAAGAAACAGUGUUAUAUAUACCGGCUUAUAUCGACUGGCACCAUUGAAGAGAAAAUGCUGCAACGUCAAGCUCAUAAGAAAGCUCUUAGCAGUUGUGUAGUUGAUCAACAGGAGGAAGUCGAGCGUCACUUUAGUCUGGGUGACCUAAGAGAACUUUUUAUGUAUCAUACCGAAACAUUGUCGGAUACACAUGAUAGAUUUAAAUGUCGUCGUUGCGUAAAUUCAGUCCAGAUAAAGCCACCACCGGAAGGGACAGAUUGUAAUUCAGAUUUUUCACAAUGGAAUCAUUGCUACGGGAAGAAAACACUGAACGAUGCGGUCUUAAAAACAACUUGGGAUACUGGUUGCAUAUCAUUUGUUUUUUGGCAUUAUUCACAUGAAGAACAACGUAUAACGGUUUAACCGUUUCCUUUGGACAAUAAACGCCUUUUACUUACUUUUGUAUUAUUAAUAAGAUAAAAUUUCUUAAAACGUAUUUAUUUACAGCAUAGAAUUGUGGAUAUUCAUUUUGCGUACUGUUAUGAUCACGUUUAUUUAUUUUUUUGACACAAUACAAAAUAAAUUAUUCAAGUUUUC
Trichobilharzia szidati is the source of this 2522-nucleotide messenger RNA. The record is from the annotation of a GenBank genome assembly. NCBI's taxonomy places the organism in Eukaryota, Metazoa, Platyhelminthes, Trematoda, Strigeidida, Schistosomatidae.